AUUCGAAAUGGAUGGACGCAUUGUUUCGCUCAUCAUCCUUUUACUUUGCUUAUUAACAAAUGCCAGGGACGCAAAUGUGAUUAGACGAAAAAGAAUUGUCGGCGGUACACCGGCCGUGCAGCCUCCCGAGGACGACCCAGUAGUUUUUGUGAAUAAAAACGAUCGACACGCGCGUAUUACCGGCAUCCGCGAUCCUGACAAGGGAUUCUAUGUUUUUCGUGGAAUCAGAUUUGGACAGCCACCAACCGGUCGAGCUAGAUUCCAGCGAGCUUCGCCUAUGUAUCUCGAAGGAGAAUACAACGCCACUACGUGGGGACCUCCUUGUCCUCAGCCCAGCCACAAUGAAACCAAUAAAAUUAUCGGAAGCGAAGAUUGCCUCUUUCUGAACAUCUUCACCCCAUCGCUUCCAGAUUCUAGUGGCGGUUAUCCUGUGCUGGUAUGGAUCCACGGGGGUGGUUUUAGAAGAGGUACGGCGUGUCAAUACGAAAUGAGACACCUGAUUAAGAAGAAUUUGAUUGUCGUAUCUAUCCAGUACAGAUUGGGAACGCUAGGAUUUUUAAGCACAGGUACACAGGAAAUGCCGGGAAACAACGGUAUGUUCGACAUGGUGCUAGCCAUCGACUGGGUGAAAAAUUACAUACAUUUCUUCGGUGGUGAUCCAAACAAGGUCACAGCCUUCGGUCACGGUACUGGCGCCAGUUCCGCUAUGAUGCUGUCCUUAUCAAAAUUCUGCGAAAAUUACUUCCAUGGUUUAAUCGCGAUGUCCGGGACCAUUUUAUCUCACUUCGCUGUCGACAAGGAUCCUUCUAAAACCGCCAGACACAUAGCUCAGAAAAACGGUUGUCCAACAAACGAUACUCGCAGAAUGGUGGACUGCCUGCGAGAAUUGCCAGUCGAAAAAUUGAUCAGCACCGAUUCCGAGUUGGAGAACACCCGUACAACUGUCCGAGGUUUCGUCUCUGGCUUAGCCAGUCUGCUUGGACCUGGUCCUGUUAUAGAAGGUUCCAACGAUGGGAGAUCACUUCCGAAUUUCAUGACCGCAUCACCAGAAGAUUCUUUAAGGCUUGGCAAUUUUCCGUCUAUACCACUAUUAACGGGAGUUAUGAAGGAUGAAACAGGAGGUGCAAUUUUCGGUCAAUACAAAGACGAAGUGCAAAACAAACUGAGCACGGUUCCGGAUUAUUUGACCAAUGAUUUCAUACCAUAUUUGCAAGGGACUAUCCCAAAUAUGCAAAACGGAUCGUGGUUCGUCCCGCAAGCUUUCCGCGGCUACCUUAACAUAUUCCAAGGUGAUGGCACACCGAAUAACGUUGGGAAAGUUGCGGAAGCUUUGGGCGAUUCACUCUACAAUGCUCCCGCAUUUUUGACCGUUGACUACUGGUCUAAAAGAGCAAAUACGUUUUUAUAUACUUUUGAUCACAAGGGAAAAAGAAGUUAUGGCAAAGACUUUCUCACUGGAUUGCCAAUCGUCGAUGCCAAGCGGUCCUUGGAUGGUAAUUUAAAUCACGGCGAUGAUCUAGGAUUCAUCUUUAAUAGAAACACAAUUACUGGCGAAAAAGUGAGCGAUGGCAGAGAGCUUGACAAAGCAGAUGAACGCGUAACUGAUAUUUUUACAGAUAUGAUAGCAAAUUUUGCGAGAAGUGGCACGCUUAGUACACCUACUACAAAUGUACGUUCUAAUGACAGCACUUGGGUGCCAGACAUAAUUCCAAGAUUCUCAGAUGACACAAAUUCCUUUGUCAGCAUCACGACAGCCCCAAAAAUCAUGGAUAAUUUUAGAUACUGCGAAAUGGGAUUGUGGACAGCUGUACCAGAACGAUUACAAUCACCCACAUGCAGUUUAUACAAAGUACCUCUUCAAUUAAUACAACAAGGUGCCAAAGAAACAAUAUCUAUAAUUCAAAAACCUAUCGACACACUUAACACAUUUGUUCCUAAGUCUGGCAAUACCGCAGACAAAUCGACAGAUCAGAAUACUGAAAAACCGAAAGAAGAUACAACGAAACAAAAAACGAAUAACAGAUUAUUACCGCAAAUACCUAUACCGCAGAUACCAUUUGGCGGUUGAAUUAUUCACAACACAUG
Molecule: messenger RNA, 2085 nt
Organism: Mycetomoellerius zeteki
Lineage: Eukaryota; Metazoa; Arthropoda; Insecta; Hymenoptera; Formicidae
Product: carboxylesterase 1E
Exons: 7
Coding region: 8-2068 (686 amino acids)
Source: RefSeq, a predicted model, not a curated record